AUGUGGACAAAGGCUCACAUGACCCUCAAACGGAACGGGUGCUCGACGAGUUCAGCGGGAUGGAAGUCUGUUAUUGAGUUUGCGAGUGCUAUAGAAGUAGAACUAAAAGAAGCUGGGAUUGACCAAAAGAGUUUUGACGAUGACCAGCUAGACGACAAGAUCCAGACGAUUCUCCAGGGCGGGUCGGUGCCAUCUUCUGAUAUCCUUUCCAAGGGCCUCUACAGCCUACGGCGCGACUUUAGACACGACGCACCCAAGAGCAUACUCACUCUCUUGCCACAAAUUUCGCAGUGGAUAGGCAGAGAAAAAUGGUGGUUCCUAGGCCUCAUGUUUUGGCUGGCCGCCUGCCUCGUGAGGACCAAGUAUCAGCACUCGUUGGGUCUAACCGCGUCGAUAGGCUUCUACGGAGCAUUCAUGGCAAUGUUUGCGGCAGUGGUUGCGUCUAGUGCAGGCGUCAACGUGACGCAGAGAUUGGUGCUGUUGUUGUGUUUCGGACUCACUGCCGUCUUGUUUUAUCUUGGUGUUUACUUGCUUUGCAUGAUACCUGGUGUUGUCAUUGGAGUUCGGGCAGCGCUGUUUGGGUCAAAGAUGGGAAGCAAGAUUGUUUUAUUCUCAUUGCCUAUUAUUAUCAACCUUGUCAUAGCUCUAGUUUGCUUCAUUCCAUAG
Fusarium redolens is the source of this 666-nucleotide messenger RNA. RefSeq lists its product as uncharacterized. The transcript has a single exon. Lineage: Eukaryota; Fungi; Ascomycota; Sordariomycetes; Hypocreales; Nectriaceae. The record is from RefSeq and is a predicted model, not a curated record. Bases 1 to 666 code for a protein of 221 amino acids.